Messenger RNA from Guillardia theta CCMP2712, 639 nucleotides. RefSeq lists its product as hypothetical. The annotation marks the transcript as partial. Gene Ontology annotation, molecular function: protein kinase activity; ATP binding. Gene Ontology annotation, biological process: protein phosphorylation. The record is from RefSeq and is a predicted model, not a curated record. The transcript has a single exon. Lineage: Eukaryota; Cryptophyceae; Pyrenomonadales; Geminigeraceae.
CAGUUCCUGCAGGAGAUGAAAGUUCUUUCCAAGCUGCGCCAUCCCUGCAUCACGACGAUCAUGGGCGCUGUCAUCGAGGACGGGAAGGAGCCGCGGCUGGUCACGGAGCUCAUGAACUUCGGCUCCCUCAACGACUUUCUACACAACGAUACUCUCCUCAUCGAGCCAGAGAUCAUCCUCAACAUUCUCAUCGACGUCUCUCGAGGUGUUACGUUCCUCCACUCCUCCCGCCCUCCCAUUGUCCACGGAGACCUCAGGUCGCACAACGUGCUCGUGGACCACAACUUUCACGCCAAGGUCUCAGACUUUGGUCUCUCGCAGAAGCAGAAGCUCGGUUUCUGCUCCCCCCAGUGGCUCUCCCCCGAAGUGCUCCAGGGUCAGAAGAGGAGCACAGCCUCAGAUGCGUACGCUUUCGGCAUCCUGCUGUGCGAGGCGUACAGCAGGAGAGAGCCGUACGAGGGAGAGGACGUCACUGCUAUCCUCCAGCAGGUGGCUGACACGAGCUUGCCCGUUCCGAAGCGCCCUCCUCAUCCUGACGGGAUGCCCAAGGAGGUCAAGGCGAUCAUGGAGGCAUGCUGGGACAACUCGCCCGCUCUCCGUCCCCCCUUCUCCUCCAUCUGCUCGCAGCUCAAGGCGCUU